AUGUCGUGCCGGCCUAUUGCCAAUGUAGAUAUGCCUGACCCAUGGGUCUAUUCGUGGAACGGGAUUUUCUAUCUCACUUUCACGUUGGGUAAUCGUAUUGAGAUUUGGGCCUCGAACAAUAUCGAGGACUUUAACCAGCCCCAGAAGAGCCUGGUGUGGAAGCCAGAUGGCUCUGGCUGGGCUCCCGGUAUUUGGGCGCCAGAGCUUCAUAACAUCAAUGGAGUUUGGUACAUUUACUUUAGUGGGGAAAAGCCCGGUCAGGGCCCUGCUUCGCACCGCACCUUGAUCCUACGGUCGCAGUCACAGGACCCCAUGGACCCGAGCGGCUGGCAGUUUGUGGGUCCGCUUCAGGGUGUGCCAGAUCACUGGGCGAUUGACGCGACAGUAUUCUUUAUUCGUAACAACCUGUACUGCUGCUACUCUGGCUGGCCAGUGGGUGACAACUCGGACACGGAGCAGGACCUAUUCUUGGUCCAACUGGCUUCGCCGGAGCAGGCUAUGCCAGAAACCCUCGUAACAAUUUCCAAACCCACGUACAAAUGGGAGCGCCCCGAUGGUGGUAAGCGCGGUAUCAACGAGGGUCCCUCAUAUGUCGAAUUCAACAAUGUCCGCGGUAUCGUGUACAGUGCCCACGGUAGCUGGACGUGCGACUACAAGCUCGGUCUUUUGCUGCUCACGGGCGAAAACCCCUUGGAUCCUAAGUCAUGGACAAAGCGUGACUCGCCUUUGCUCUCCAGUGAUCGCAGCAAAGGCGGUCCCUAUGGUCCUGGACACGCCUCGUUCGUCCCUACCAAUGAUGGUCGUGUCAUGUGCAUGUUCCACUGUACGUUUAAUGUGGACGAUGGUUGGGACAACCGCAAAGCACGUGUAAUGUGUCUGGAUGCCAAAGACUUUAGCCCUUCGGCCAGCUGCUGCUGCUGCGCUACAGGCGAAACGCCCGGUGACCGCCCCGGUGGAUUCCUCGGAAAAAUCAUCAACGCCAUCAAGAAGUAA
This is a messenger RNA of Malassezia restricta, 993 nucleotides long. Its product is annotated as hydrolase, family 43 protein. The coding region runs from base 1 to 993 and encodes 330 amino acids. The transcript has a single exon. Gene Ontology annotation, molecular function: hydrolase activity, hydrolyzing O-glycosyl compounds. Gene Ontology annotation, biological process: carbohydrate metabolic process. NCBI's taxonomy places the organism in Eukaryota, Fungi, Basidiomycota, Malasseziomycetes, Malasseziales, Malasseziaceae. The record is from RefSeq and is a predicted model, not a curated record.